AUGUCCCGUCUCUCAAGUUCGCGGUCUUCGUCGACAUUGUCGCUCAACUCAUCCUUUUCCUCCUCUAUUACUACCCCAGAUUCAGAUUCUGGAAUAAUAGCGUCGUCAGUCCGAAACCAUGUUUCUCCCUUGAAUUCCAGUGACAGUUUCAUCCUCGUUACUGGCGGUCUUGGUUUCAUAGGAUCACAUACCUCUGUUGAGCUUCUCAAAGCUGGAUACAACGUCAUCAUUGUCGAUGAUCUCAGCAAUAGCUAUCACAAUGUCCUUGGCAAGAUCAACACCCUUGCAGCAAAGUACUGCGCCCAACAGGGACUCAAACUCCCAACACUGCACUUCCACAAGCUCGACUAUCAGAGCAAAGCCAUGAGAUUUCUCUUGGAGUCCUACUCAACGCUUGUACCGACCUUCUCUGAAAGCUCAGGAGAGCUUAUCAAGAUUCAGUCCAAGAUCUCUGGCGUCAUUCACUUUGCUGCCUUCAAGUCUGUGAGCGAGUCUAUCGAGAAACCGUUCCAGUACUAUCGCAACAAUGUUUGUGGGCUCGUCGACUUUGUCGAACUCCUUGGCAAGCAUAACAUUCACAAGUUUGUCUUUUCCUCUUCAGCUACUGUCUACGGAUCCAAGGCCGCAAAGGGCGAGCGUCUGAGAGAAGAAGAGGUUGUACAUCACGACACCCUCUAUGUCGAUGAGUUCAAUAAUGAAACUCUAGCGGAGCCAUCGGUCUCUGGACUGACAUCGCCGUAUGGACGCUCCAAGUACUUUUGCGAAGCUAUCUUGGCGGACAUUGCACACGCAGACCCUUCCUGGCGUAUUGUUGCUCUAAGAUACUUUAACCCGAUUGGGUGCGACCCGUCGGGACUACUUGGAGAAGAUCCGAAGGGUAUCCCAACAAACCUCUUCCCUGUCAUUGCACAGGUGCUGACGGGUUCCCGAUCGGAGCUUGAUAUCUUUGGCACAGACUGGAAUACUAGAGACGGUACGGCGAUUCGAGACUUCAUCCACGUCGCGGACCUGGCCCGUGGGCAUGUUGCAGCUCUUAGCUCAGAUAUCGAGUCACCGUUUCGCACCUUUAAUCUUGGCACGGGCAAUGGGACCACAGUUGCCGAGGCUGUCAAGAGCUUGGAGGGGGCAUCUUUGCAAAAUAUUGCCGCCAAGCUAGCACCGCGGAGAAUAGGGGACGUCGGCUUCUGCGUGGCGGCCAACGACCGUGCGAAGAAGGAGCUUGGCUGGACAGCGAAGGAGACUAUUCAGCAGUGUGCAAAGGAUUUGUGGAACUACGUUAACCGACCACAAACUGGACUGUCUUUUUCAUAG
Molecule: messenger RNA, 1311 nt
Organism: Fusarium sp. VM40
Lineage: Eukaryota; Fungi; Ascomycota; Sordariomycetes; Hypocreales; Nectriaceae
Source: the annotation of a GenBank genome assembly